This is a messenger RNA of Aureobasidium namibiae CBS 147.97, 3936 nucleotides long. RefSeq lists its product as uncharacterized. The transcript has 5 exons. Gene Ontology annotation, biological process: mRNA splicing, via spliceosome. Gene Ontology annotation, molecular function: U2 snRNA binding; protein binding. Gene Ontology annotation, cellular component: U2 snRNP; nucleus. The record is from RefSeq and is a predicted model, not a curated record. NCBI's taxonomy places the organism in Eukaryota, Fungi, Ascomycota, Dothideomycetes, Dothideales, Saccotheciaceae. Bases 1 to 3936 code for a protein of 1311 amino acids.
AUGAGUCCACAACAGCCUGUACAGGAUCCACCAAGGGAUAAGACCCGUGAGCAAAUCGGUCUGCUGACGAGGACGCUGGCACCAACUCCGACCAUUCGUUCUAUAAUCCCAGCGCGGAUCCGAUCACCAGCCAAAGACGAUUAUAUCUGCAUAGGCAGAGAUUUCAUUCAACUGUUCGAGAUCGAAGCGGGAGCCCACAUCAUCCAUAUCGCGACAAAGAGCGAUUUCGAUGGCGAGAUCGGUUCAGCCAAUGUUGUCGGUCGUUUCGACCCGUACGAGAGCGAUCUCAGAGAAUACACUGAUGACACGGAUGACUGCAGCAAUUCCUCUGGAAGUCCCAUGGGUCCACAGAUGUUGGCCUUCACCUUAAUUGGCACCGCACAGCUGUUCUUUCUUACAGCUUCAGAGGCUGAGGACAGUGAAGAUAUAUUCAAGGUGUUGUGCGUACCUAUGCCUACGUUCGUCAGUCCUCCGCGAGUACACGGUAACGCCAUAGCGGUGGAUCCGAGUUCUCGAGCUCUAGCUGUGGCAAUCGGCGAGCACAAGGUCUUUGUGUGUUAUGUAAACGAACCAGAAUCACUGAGCUUCGGGCAACAAAGUUGGGAUGAUGGAUUCGUCCCAGUCUCUAGCUCUCAAACCAUCAAAAAUGUGCCUGGCACUAUCCUGCUAAUGGACUUCCUAUAUCCACCGAGACACGAUCCAGAUCGGUUGAUUCUUCUCAUGAUUGUCUUGCAUGAUGGCAUCAUCAGGCCGGUAUGGGUCGAGUGGUCAGCGUCUGACGAGGUCAAGAGCGCGGAAAUCAGCCAGGGUCACAGAAUCUUCUUGUCGGGUGAAAUACCUAACCUCUUGAUACCUCUGAAAGGAAACGCAGCCUUUGUACUCACCACUGGAAAAGGCAUCAGAAUCUUUGAGAACAUCUUGAUCACAUCAUGCCGCACAACUGGUUUAGUUGUCCAGAGGGAGAAUCCACCAGAACAUUAUCCGCCAUCUUCAUUCAAUUCGCUCUGGUCUUGCUGGGUACGGCCAAGAAGAUGGGGGGAAUACGAGGAAGAGGACUAUAUCUACCUGAUUUCAGAGGACGGCCAUGUCUAUUAUCUGGUCUUUGAUCAGGAUGCGCCUGGCGAAGGUGUCGUUAUCAACCAUGUUGGAAGCUUGGAAUGUCACGUAGACAUGGCUUGUGCACCGUUCGGGAGAUCGGACCAAGGAGAUGUCCUGGUUGUUCAGGGUGCAUCAAGUGCAGGUUGCGUCUGGAUAACAGAGUGUCGACAAGCUCCUUCCUCCGACUCAGAGCCUAAUGGCGGAAUGCAUGGCUUCAUCACUGCUUCCUUGCCGAAUUGGUCAGAGAACCUAGACCUGGUAGCAAAGCCUACUUCCCGCAAGAGAUUACCACUAUAUUCGAGGGAUACCCUGUUUGUGCCUAGCGGUCGACAACCUUACGGUCAUAUCACAGAAAUACGCAUGGGUCUUGAGGCUCGUAUCGGCGCUCGUGUCGAAGGACAUGCUUCGUUCAGUGUCGUUUCACAUGCGUGGGUGCUUCCCGUUCCAGAGAAGAAUCAGUUCUUCAUAGUUCUAUCUAGUCCUGGACAAACCCAUGUUCUGUCGAUACCGCAGUCCCCGGAGGGUGACGACUUUCAUGACUUGCAAGCCAUGAGUACUGUGGGUCUCGAUCUGCAGCAUUCGACGCUUGCUGUGGCCAUGAUAACAGACAAUUGUGUUCUUCAGAUCACAGAGUCUGCGAUCGCGUUCAGUCGCAAUGCUGGAGCCAGUCUGCUUAUGGAACAGUGGCCUACUGGGCAUAAAGCUGUCGCUGCAGCGGUCGAAACUAACAUCUCCUGUGCAGUCGUUGCAUUGCGGGUCAACGGAAGGUCAGAAAUACGAACACUCAUAGUGGGUGACGUCGGUGACGAGACGGUAUCAAUGACAGAGCUCGGUAAGCCGAUACAAACAGAAGGCGAAGUCAUAUCCUUGGCCAUUCACUCGACUCAAAGGUUUACCUUCGUUGUCGCUGGUAACUCAAAUGGAACACUGUAUGUCUUUAGAGUCUCUCCGAGAAAUGGACUUGAGCCUUAUCUGGAGCAUGAGAUUCCUCAAAAUCCCGACCACUUGGAUGAUCUGGAGGCUCUGAAUGCCUGCGAGGACAUCCUUGUCCUCGGGGAUCAAACAAAUCUGGAAGAGCCUGUCGAUCUGGUGGUACUCUGUGGCUUGCGAGGUGGAUCCAUCUAUGCUCUCGAGCUUCAAGUUGGCCUCGAUUUCUCACUACAGACUCAGUCGCAACGACACUUUAGCCUUGGUUUGACAACGGUCAAUCUCAACUUCGGGAAGAGUGCCUUGUCUGCGUUUGCAACUUGCGGCGAUGGAUUUUUCAACAUCAACAUGGAUGCCGCUAAACUGGACGCCAUAACGAUCUCCGAUGUGUACCUUACGGACAGUCCACGUCAUUUCCAGCAAGAUCCAGUCGCGGCUAUGACAAUGGUGCCAUAUGUUGAGACAUCGACUCUAUCCGAGGCCCUCCUUGUUAUCUCAGGAGACUGCUGCUUCGUCACAGCUGUAUCGGAGAGGCAAGGAAUCGUUCCCGGCAACAGCAAGGUUCAUGGAUCUCCUCAUACACUGGUUGAUCUCAAGUCGUUGAAUCGCUUCGUCAGUGCAUCUUCGUAUGUAUGGAAACGUUCGUCGACGACCAGGGCUGUAAAGGAUAUAGUUCAGUUCAGCUCGGGCGAUUGGAAUUGCUCCUGGGAGACGGACAUCGGUUGGAAGGUUCACUCGAUGAUCGAAUGGUCUUUCAGACGGACACCUGACGCUACACAACGACACGUCUUGGUCGCAGUUGCCGUUGGCCGAGCUACCCGACUUGGCGAGGCUGCUUCUUCCAAGUCCACGAACGGGAAAAUGUACCUGCUUCGUCCCCCAGCUGUGGGUGGAAAGGCUGAUAAGUGUGUUCUGCAUGUCAAAGAAUUCGAGACUCCAGUGACAGCAAUGGCAACUUACGGCGAAACGGGUCUUGUAUGGUGCUCUGGGAAAAAGGUGUACUUCUCCGAGUAUGACAUUGAAACAUCAAAAUUCAACGAAGUUUGCGACUUUGUCAUGCAUAGUCCUGGUAUACGCGUGACUACCGCACCGCCACACAUACAUAUCACCACCGAACGCGACUCGACACUCACACUCCAGCUGGUAUACAGUCCGAACGAGCCUAGCUCGGGGAUGUUGCGCAAUGUCGCCAGGGGAGAUGGGGCAAGACAGUCGAUCAGCCACACAACCAUCGACAUCCCACACGGCGAUCAUGCAACAAUGAGUUUUAACUUGACCAGCACGCUAAGUGGAGACUUGGUAGGCUUGAGGAUCCCAGAUCCCAGCCUGCCUCCUAGGGUUGCUACUCAUGACACUCUUUUCACAGCAAAUCUCUUCCGCUCCGUCAUGCGCAUCGUGGAGGCCAAAGUACGCCCACCAUGGAAGCCUGUAAGGAGAACCCCUAGCGUACUCAAGGACGAUCUCGUAGGCAUCACUCUAGACGGCACAGUCUAUGGAUUCGCAAUUCUCGACGAAAAGACCACGAACCGCCUACGAUGGGUGCAGAGGCUAUGCCAGCGCAAUCCUGAUAUCAGUCCCUUUACCUACACCAGACCACCCACGUUCUCGCAGAAUGGCUCGAUCCAAGCGGUACCAGUCGUACUACCGCCGCCUGGCUUCGAGACCUCGUCUGACAAUACUCGGAGGCCCAAGAGACACAGGCCAAGUGACAUGCAUGUCAACGGCGACUUUUUGGUGCGCUUGUUGGCAAAGGAUGGCGUACAGUUGCUCAACUCGAUCCUUGACACCGAGGCCACGAAAGAGGUUCAUGAUCCCAUCUCAAGUUGGGUUCGUGACAACUUGGAGGCGCAGAAGGCAGAGGUCGAGAAUCUUAUUGCAGAGGCCACGGCUGCUGUUGAUCGAUGGUGGUGA